AUGAAGACUCUGCUGAGCGUAAUUGCUGUUGUACUUGCUGCAUUAACUGUUGUGAAUGGAGGGUCUCAAAAUUGCGUAGAUCCACCACAUAAUAUCAUUAACAAGAAUUACAACACAAAUCUAGAAAAUGUGACCACCGUUCAGAUUCGAUCAGAGUACAUUAAAACCAGAAGAUAUCGGGUUGCAGGUGACACAAGUUGCAAGGCUGGUGGACGCAGAUACGGUAAACACGCAGUUUGUCCAGUCUACUAUGUCCUGAACACUGAUGUAAACCGAAUUCCUCAACGCCAAUAUGAACAGAUAUGUUCAUGUUCCAGUCCACCAACCAGCGAUGGUGGAGUAUCCCUUGUUGAAUGCAGGGCCGUUAUUAAGCAUUUACCUGUCCUACGAAGAACUGGUUGUGCUGGUGGUAUCUACAACUUCACCCUUACGUUAGAAGCAUUCCAGACCGGUUGUGAAACUGUUCAACCCAACAUCCGAUACGUUCCUGUCGAUACCCCCAAAUCACCGGAGUAA
Molecule: messenger RNA, 516 nt
Organism: Lottia gigantea (owl limpet)
Lineage: Eukaryota; Metazoa; Mollusca; Gastropoda; Lottiidae
Exons: 2
Coding region: 1-516 (171 amino acids)
Cellular component (GO): extracellular region
Molecular function (GO): cytokine activity
Source: RefSeq, a predicted model, not a curated record